Molecule: messenger RNA, 8664 nt
Organism: Topomyia yanbarensis
Lineage: Eukaryota; Metazoa; Arthropoda; Insecta; Diptera; Culicidae
Gene: Nup188
Product: nucleoporin Nup188
Exons: 7
Coding region: 2861-8605 (1914 amino acids)
Biological process (GO): protein import into nucleus; RNA export from nucleus
Cellular component (GO): nuclear pore inner ring
Molecular function (GO): structural constituent of nuclear pore
Source: RefSeq, a predicted model, not a curated record
AAAUCGAUUUGUUUGUGCAGCUCCUUGCUAGUAGCAAACUAAAUAGCCUUAAUCAGCGCUAACAAAUAACACAAAAGAAUUUAAAUUUGUGAAAAACUUUUCCUUCCUUCUUUUCAAAUCUGCAACAUUCUUUGAAAAUAUUGUUGAAAUGUUGUUAUUGAAAAACUGAACAUGCAAGUUUGCUAGCACUGGCCACUAGAUUUAAGGCGAUGAAAAAAACAGAAUAUUCGUUUUGGUUAUGCUAGUAUUGGUAGCCGAACGGAAAGGAAAGGCACAGGAAUGGCACGAAAACGAGCGAGAGAGCGAUAAAAGUGCUUUCUCGUGUUUUCAUAUAUGAAUAUUGGUCGGUCGGUUUUUCUCAUCAUUCGUAUUCGUUCAAGCACUAGCAAGCAGCUAGUCCACCGAAGGAAAGCAGUUGGCGAUGACGACAGUCGGAAAAAGUGCACCAGCUACUGGUGACUCAUCGCAACCCGAUCAGGAACUGUCGCCCUGCAAGAAUUUCGCCCCAACUAAAGGGCAACAGAGCAACUAAUCUAUAGGCUAUCGUUCCAGCGUCUGGGUCGUGAGAUUGUGCAGGACUGCAAAGUCGAGCUACGCUUACAAAGCUCAGUCGUAAUAAUGCCCCGAGAAGCCAACGAUGCCUACUUGGUCGGUUUGUUCGAGGAUGCAAAUCUUUUCAGAACCAAUCAAUUGUGUUCUAGUGAGAGUUAAACUGAAACUUUCAUAUUAAGAUGUGUAACAAAUUUUCAACAAGCAACAUAAUACGUUGUGUGGAAAGAAGUAGCUUGCACACGGAACAAAAAUUUAAAUUAUCCUCUCGCUCGUUUCGUGCACUGCUUUUCCAUUCCUUUCUACUGUUAUUAUCAGUAUUACCAAAACGAAUGUGCGUGUUCCCUCACCAUCCCUCUAGUGAUUAGUGUUGCUUCAAUUGCAUGUGUUUAAGGGAAACGUUGAAGUCGCAUGCUUCUAUUCGAGCUUUUUGGCAGCCUCCGUGGACUAACUGCAUUAAAUGAUUUUUUUGUGCAGCUCCGUGCUAGUAGCAAACAAAAUGGCCCUACCAGUGUCUGAUUCGUGAGAUUGUGCAGGAUUUCAAAGUCGAGCUAAGCUUAUAAAGUUCAGCCGUAAUGGUACCCGAAGAAGCCAGUCUUGUCGUUUUGUUCGAGGCUACAAAACAGUUCGCCAGGCACGUAACUAUCAUGCCAAAUAUAUCCAACGAUCCAGCGCAUCACCAUCAACACCAACGCCGAUACCAAAGGUUCUUUUCAGAACCACCAUUAUUACCAUCGAGAAUUAUUUGAAAAUUUCCCAUUCAAACGUGAUUCUGUUGAAUAUUAUUAGAUUUAAAUUAACGUCUCGAAUUGAAAUCACGACGCUCCGGUUAUGUCACACACAUUACCCACCCAUCUUUUUUUAUUGUGACCACGACUAAUGGUUUAAUAUAGAUACCCCAUUUCAAUAUUUCGGAAGGAACAGAAGGUCGAGUUUGGAAAGUUUGUAACUUUCAUUGUACUUAACCAAAUUACACAAUGUUCGCACUAAUGAUUCAGAAAUAUGACCAGGAAUCUUCUAUUAGAUUUGUAAGUAUGUAUAAUUUACAUGAAUAAAGAAAAAUUGAUUUUCAGGAAUCAAUUAUUAUCUGUUCUGCCAUUGGCCAGUACUAUGCGACUUCCUCAUGCUAACAAUUCAUUUCAUCGUUAGCCAUCUCCCUCACCAAGGCCAACAACGCCAACAAAAACGGUGCUUUUCAGAACCACCAUCAUUUUUGUAAAGAAUAAUUUGAAAUAUUCCUCGCCCAAAUCACCUUUUGUCCGAAAAUUCCAAUGAGUAUCAACAUAUUUGAAGAACGUGUUCCUUAUGUAUUCUACAUCUCUCUGGUUAUGUCGCAGACAUUACCCACCCAUCUUUUUUUCGAUGAUAAAUGUCGUGUAAUGUUGGUUUCUAAUCCAACCAUCGUUAUAUGUUUCGUCAGUCUUGUCUUUACUCUGUCGAUUUUUAAGUGUAUUGGUUUUGGGUUUUACUCCAGUGUUUAGUUGUGAUUGUUCUGCAUUUUGAUUUAGUGUGUUCAUUUCCGGUUUUUGUGUUGUCGUUAGAGUCGCCAUUUUGUUUUUUCUUACUUUCGUUGUCACUUGUGUUGGAUGUAUUUUCAUUGGCAUGCUUGUCUCGACGUUCUUGAUAUUUGUCACGUUUCUUCUUCUGGUCGCCAUUUUGUUUUGUUCUUUUAGUCUUUUUUUCUUCGUCACUGUCUUCAUCUGAGUAUAAAUUUCUUACCUUUGUCUACCGUGUCGGUACCCUAUGCCAUUCAUCUUCUUCCAUCUUAUCUCUUAUUCCCGCUUCCAUCGUGAACCCACAUCAAUCCACCUUCCUCGUGCUAUUAUACGCAAUAACCCCCGAGCGCACUCCUUGUAGUCUAUACUCAACCAAAAUCAACUUAAUGGAGAAUUCUUACCGUAUUUCAAAUGUAGUCUUAUCACUAUAUUAUAUUCAGUAUUUACACUAGAAGAUAGUCAGGUUUCUUAUUUAUCACCAAACGCACGCGAAACGCGAUGUUCACAAUCCUCGUCAAAGAUUGUCCGAACUAGUCGACUGUAAACGGAAAAAUUGUUAUUUAAAACCAAAAUUUGUUUAUUUUUACUAAUUUUUUUUCUGCGUGUUGGUAACGAUGGUUCCAAAUGAAAACCAACGAAAACGUUGUGAAAACUGCUGGGAAGUUUUAGUACAAAUAAAGAAUAUGAGAAGUGAAUCCAAAUAGAAGACGAGAAUUGCGGCACGAUAUAGCUUAUUAUCGAAAAAAGAAUAUUUUCAGGGAAAAUAGCUACAUAUUUUGGUGUUUCGCUAGUAUUUCAUAUUAUUACUGACUGUUAUGGAGGAUUUGAACGGUGAUGUUAUUCAGUGGAAGAAGUUAUGGCAGCUGGUAUCUGGAAUUCACUAUGAAACGCCGAACUCCGUUGUGCGGGACAAAUUGACGGAUGUUUCCAAAGAGCUAACGGAUGGCAUAUUGCUCUAUAAGAAAGCAGGAAGCGACCGAGGGUCCGAGGAAAAACUCCAGAAAAUGAUGAAGGAACGUAACCAGCAAAAGCUGCUUACAUUUGCGAUGAAACUGCACCAAUAUCUGGACCUAGAUGCAUUGCAAUCUUGGAAUAUUCUGUGCUUUUACCUGGUCAAUGAGUACCGCGGCCCGACUAAUGCUUUGAUGGAUUACAUAUCAUCCGAGAGCUCGAUGUUGACUUUAUUGAAUGAUAUUUGGGCGUAUUACACUCUUGAAAGAAUAGUAAUGUUAAAGAUUACAAAAAAUUUGCUGGAGUUCUACAAUUCUGGAAGCCAUCCAUACUCAAAAGAAUACAAAUCAGUAAUAGAUAAGAUCGGCUUGGCAAAUUUGAGGAAAUCUUACAUCAAGCAACUGGUACAUUUGAUUAAUGAAUCUAUGCCAGGUAAACUGAUUCCUGGUGACAUGCUUAAUAGUCAAGCAAAAAUGGUCACAUGGUCAGAGCGGAAGAUGAGAGAAAUUAAUGAAAUUCUUCACAUACUUUUAUUAAUAAUCAGCUAUGAUGGUAUCAGUGUAAAUGAAUUCAGCCAAUUGUUCAAAUUGUUCAAAAGUCAUUCGUUCGGGCGGCAACAACAAUACUUAGAUAGUACAAACGACAACCAUAGCGAUAUGGUCAAACGGAUUACAUUCAGCGAACUAGCUAUCAUAUAUCGUGCUUUGGACAUGACCGAUCGAGCUGAUGAUUUAACGUGGAUAGUUGAGAUGGUGAAGGCUCUAGACAGUGAAUUCGUAACGCUACAUCAGUUCCCAGAGCACGGGCCAUUAUUGCUUGUAUGGAUGUUGUUCAAUUUUAGGCUGCCUAAUUGUUUGGAUGAUGAUGACUUAUCAAGUCGCUACCGUCAGUUCGGCUCCAGAGCAAUUCAGUUGGGCGUGUUUCAGUACUUGUAUGCUCUGGUAACACAUUGUUCAUUCAAAGACCAUAGCCUCGUUUGUCGUACAACUCGUAGAGCAAUUUUCAAUCAUCUUGGUUUCAUGUGCCAACUAUUUGACUCGGAUGGAUCUGUUUCUCAUCAUUCUAAAAUAUUCGACUUAUUUAGCGAACUACUGCACAGCCCGUCGAUUGCAACUGAGUUGUGUAAGAACGAAGACACCGCUGUCCGGUCUCUUUUGGAUGCUGCCCUAGAAAAUUUUCCUGUGGAAUUUGUUCCACUGGCGAUGAUUGCACACGCUCUUUCAUCGGCAGGAAUUACUCAAAAUAAGUACGUUUAUGAACUGCUAGAAAAUCUGCCCGUCUACAGCGAAAUCUUCAAUCCCGACCGUUACGAGUUACGUCGAUCUCCUUCCAGUGAAGAUGAGUUUGUUCUGGUACAUGACUAUGUGCCAUUUCGGAAGAUUGGUUUUAAAAUAGCACGCGGCACCAGAGCGGUAGUGAUUGAUAAACGGCCGCAUACGUUGAUACAUUUUCGAACUCGUUUCAACUUUUUCGUAGCCCUUCACCAUGAAAUAAACGAGCUGCUGUCUGACGCUCUUGGCUAUACACAGCUCAAUGAUAAACGAAUCCACCGAAUAACUGCGGGGAUUCGAUACCUAGCGGUCGCCGUUAGACGAAUUCAUCAACCGCAUGAGAUAGGUUCCGAGUUGGUUCAUCCGACGGAGAUGGUUUUCGAUAUUUUACUAAAGUUUAAGGUGAUCCAAAACCCACCGAUUGAGCUUCUAGCCGAAUGUUUGCACGUGUGUGCCUCCUUGGUACCUUUGUUUGAGCCAGAAAUCUAUGCUCGGGUGAUCAAUUUGAAUAUGCUUCCGACCGUGAAUAAUACAAGCUUGGAUUUCAAAGACUAUGCUACUGGAACCAGCUUCGAAUCAAGUUUAAUUGGUUACUACCUGGUUAAUUACGAGAAAAACAUGGGCAAAUAUUGUGUUUUGAUGGCUUAUUUGAAUUUAUUGAAGACGUACACAAAGCUUAGCAAAAACAAUGUGUUUGCUAUUGAGUUGCCUGGAUUAAUAUUUUUGCUGCGAGAAGUGUUCCCUCACGUUCACACCUGGCGGUUUGAAGAGGAAGCUGAAAGGCAAAAAAUCUAUGUUUUUAUAUUGCAGUAUCUUUUCGAAAUUCUACAGCUGAGUCCAGACACUCUGAAAAACGACUAUCCAAGAACAGUUCUGCGAAAUGUUUGCGUUUAUAGUUUGCUAGAUUUGGACAAUGGAAUGACAUUGCUCAGAUUUGUAGGUCUGGGCAAUGGUUACCUGCAGUCUGUGAUGGAAAGCGAAACUAGUUGGAUGAUGGCACCAGAACAGAGUAUGAAUCUUGUUGUGCAGCUAUCAAUGACAAUAUUAAUGCAGAUAUUGCGGCUCAAGCAUGCGGUAAUUGACGAUGAAAAACUAUUGUCUCCUUUGGAAUCGGCGAUCUACACACAACCGAAGCAAAGAGAUACUCUUCGAAUAAUUCCAGUAGUGACUGGCUAUAUGAAUAACAUUUUCAACCGCAGACUACCGAUUCUAUCCUGUAGGCUGCUAAGGCGCUUUUCCAUAGAAUUCAAAAUGUCUCUGCUGGCAUGCUUAGACAUGGAACCCGACCAGAUCCGUUUGAUUUUUCUGCAACGUUUGAGGGACGAUCUGGAAAGUGACAAUCUGAAAAUUGCAGUUUUGGAACUCGUCGAAGCAUGCAUUCACAAACAACCUGGUCUAACGGAAGCUUUUUUUAAAGUUCAUUACGGCGAUGGUGAGAAACGUCUCUUCCUGGGAGUGAAGCCUGGUAAGCAGAAAACCAUCAGUGAUGGAAUUCCAACUUACAUGGAAGAGUAUUUGGAAGCGAUCUCCGGUGAUCCGAAAAAACUUGCCAGCCCACUUCUUUCACGGAUCAUGUCACUGUUCCAUGCUCUCUGGAAAAAUAACAUGCAAAUUCUGUGCAAAGAUCUACUUGAAAAGAAAACGUUUUGGCAAUCGCUCUGUAACCCGUUGUUUGGUAACAUUGGGGAAAAUAUCAAAGCCUAUAGUCAACUGUUCAACAUACUCGGAAUAGAACUGUUCAAAAUAGACUCUACCAGAAAAGUUGACGAAAAUCUUAAAAAAGUAUACGAACAGUUUCUCGACUAUGAAGUGUUCUCUCGUUGGGUUAAUUCCGUUUUCGAUCUUCCCAGGAGCAAUGGGAAAAUAAACGACCAAAAUUCGAUAUGUGGUGUGUCGAUAAACGAUGAAACUCCCGAGUGGCUCAGCCGGUUACAGUCGUUCAAAGAUUUGAUGAUUUUACUAACACGGAAAAAGGAUUCUGGCGUCUUUUUGCCUGACCGUAGCAAACGGUUUCUGGCAAGUCAAUGUCUCGAUGUACUUGUGGAGCGUGCCGAUUAUUCAGAAGAUCUUCGUCCGUUUGUAAUACUUGCCGAGCUAUAUCUUGUAAUUCUUUCUGACUACGAGCACAAGUAUACUAAUAAUGCUGAGCAGGAUGAGGCUGUGCUACAAAAAAUUCAAAAAUUGCUCAACGCUCUGGCCAUUAGCUAUAAGGAAAUUCACACACGAGCAAAGGAGUCGAUUCUCGCGAUUGCCAUAAAAACUGUCGAACUCCAGGCAGACCAAUUAAUUGACACCAAUGUAAUGAUAUCAAGCGUCACACGCUCGGUGGUGGACAUUGUCUGUCAGGAAGUCUAUGAUUUAGAAACUACGAUGAGAGCAGAAUUGAAAACCCUUCAAUCUUCUCACGCGCCGGCUAUUCCUACGAAGCAGGUUCCUUUGCUAUUGGCACUCAAUUUGCUGAAGAAGCUGAUACUAGUUUUCGAAGAGAACGGGAGCAACGCCACGCGGUGGCAGUGUUGGUUCAUACGGAACAAACUUUUCCAACGGUUGCUUAGCGUCAUCAAUACUAUGUUACAAAUGUUCUCCAAGCGAAAAAUUACAGCUGAGAUCCUCGAGUUGCUAAUUGUGCUGGCCAAAAGUCGAUGCUCUAGGGAAAUGCUACACUGCGACAUUGGCGAUUACCUGUGGCUGAAACUUCUGCCACCUAAGGAGUUACUACAGAGACCCUAUGUCAUGGCCGCCGAAAUCGAUCACACAUGGAAAACUCAAGAUUGGUGGCCGAUCUAUAGAAAAGGAAUAGAGCUGGUACGGGUACUACUUUCUCAGCACAAACAUCGCUUCUUUCGGGACGCGAUUUUCUUCGCCGGAAUUCAUGAGGAGUUUCUGAUGGAUUCGCUACUGCUCGCUAAACAAUCACUGGAAGAAAAUGCCAUUUUACUAAUAAAGGGAACGCUGGAACUUUUGGGUGAACUGGUCAACUAUGAGAAAGAAUGGCGACUAGAACACGGACAAAGUUUAAUUAACUUAAUGCGUUGUGUUCAAGUGUUAAUGGAUCACGCCGUUUCGCUGCUGUAUCGCCCGAAAAUUUUGAAAAGGCUCGCUGGGGGGCCUUCAGCGGAUAUAUGCAACGAACAGGAUGAUCCCAGUGUAGUGGAUACCUCGGAAGAGCUUGUAACAGCCAUGAACAAUCUGAUUGAAAUUGUUACAUUAUGUGCCAGAUGUCUGCUAAAGUUUAGUCCAUCUUUGCUAAAUCUGCUAUGUGAUGUGAGCUUCUCCCCUGGUCAGUGGUAUCCACUAAUAGAGAUUCAGUUUGGGGUGCCAAAAAUGAAUUCGGAUAAUUAUUCACAGCUUAGUUUUGGUACCGUACUAAGAGCAGUUUGCAUUUUCACUAAGGUGUUGAAUGUACAACAUUAUUCAUUCCAAGAAACUGCGCUAAAUGAGCUGCCUGAAGGCAAAUAUGGCGAUUCGGACUGUGUAGACGCCACACCAUCACUAUCCAAUUCGACUUUGGCUCGUCUCAAUACAUCAGCAUUGGCGGCUGCAAAUGGCACAGCACGUCAGUCCAGAACGCCAUUUUCGAAAUCGCUGUCUAUGACAUCAGUGUCUAGUUUUACCUCAACGAAUGCCAUUGCGCUCUCGAACGAACUGUUGACACAUCUAGAUUCUAAGCUCUGCAUAAGCGGUCUAGAAUUUGUACUAACGCUACUGGCUUCGCAAAGUUUGCUGGCGUUGAAAGACACUAAUCUAUCACAACGCGAAAAGCAGCUGAUUAAACGCGAACUCAGCACUGAAUUAUUGAUUUUCCAUGAUUUCGUUAAAAAACGAAUCUUGAAGGAUUCUAAAGAAAUUCUUGCCCGGAAAAAGUAUGGAUCUGUUCCAAUCUAUAACUGCCACGACGGUGACGGUGAGGAUAAUGGUCAGGCUAACAGUGGUAUUUCUAAAACAUCCGCUCAAGUUCAACCAAAGAAACCCGAUCGAAACCAAUCGAUGCGGGUCAAUGUGGUUCGAAAGCAACACUUGCAGCAAGCUGCAUCGACUCCGAUCAGUACGGGUGCCCAAACUCGUUCCGAUUUGAAUGUAAACAAGCCUUCCUCGUCAACACCGGUACCUCGAGGUAUUCUCAAGCCAGGACACACUACGUCAUUUAAGCGGGUCAUGUUCGACGACGAACAGGAUGGCGCGAAAACAUUAGCCUAUUCCAGUCCCGAAGAUGAGCCAAUUUUUUUCGAGCCGGAGGACAACAAAUACACUGGAUUAUCACAUGUGCGUAUUGUUGAGGAAGACUAUCUGCAUCUGCUAUCUAAUCUGUUCCUGAUUAUAUCGCAAAGCGAGAAUUAAAUUGGUUCAUUUUAAAGCUGUUUGUUUCGUUAAAAAAUAAACAUGUGAAACAAACCAAA